AAAGAGACUGUAAUCUCCCCAAAAAAAACAAAAACAAAAAAACCCAACAAACAAUGGGUUCUUGUAGUUGCAGGCAACCAAUAAUAUCACAUCUUCUUCCUAACCCCUCCACCAAAACCCUAAUCACUAACAUCAAGAAAAACCCAUUCAUCGUUAUAGUCUCUUCAUCAUUAUCUAAACCCCAAUUCACAGUUAAAAGAAGGCAAUUACUGUUGCUUUCUAUCCCAUUUUCACUUCAGUUUAGUAGUUCAGGUGUUGCGGGUGCCUCUGUUUUCGACCCGCUUACGGAUGCCGAGAAAGCGGCGAGUACGGAGGUCACCCGUAGAGUCGCUGAAGCUGUUGAACUUCUUGAAAAAGGAAGAGAAUUUCAGGCUCAGGGUGAUUAUGUCCAAGCUCUUCAAUACUUCACUCAGGUUGUUAGAGAAUACAAAGACUUUGCUCUUUCAGAGUAUGCAAGAGUUGGUAGAGCGUUAGCUUUGUAUGAGGUUGGGGACAAAAAUGAAGCAAUAGCAGAAAUGGAGGAUGUUUCAAUUUCCUUAAAAGGCAGUCCAGAAGUGCAUGCAGCUCUAGCGGCAGCGUUAUAUUCCGAUAAGCAUGCAUCGGUGCUUGCUGAAAACCAGUUCGCUAUAGCAACUCUUCUCGAUCCAAAAUACACGGAUCUUGGAUAUGUAAAAGAUACAAAGCAUUGGCCUCCAAGUUUGGUUCGGUCUUUGCAAGAUUUUUUCACUCUUUCUUAAGGUGAUCCGCACGGUACAAAAAUCCAACAGUUAUCUUCUUAGUGUUGUACAUUUACUUACUCUUUUCUUGAAGCAAAUGAGGUUACUCGUAAGCAGAUAUAUAUUUAUUUGAUACAAGAACAUGAAGCCUAGAAUAAUAUACAUGUAUACUUUAUACUACCUAUUUUUCUGCAAUAUAUUAAAGUCCUUGAAUCCCAUUCUUUAAA
Messenger RNA from Erigeron canadensis, 943 nucleotides. RefSeq lists its product as uncharacterized. The record is from RefSeq and is a predicted model, not a curated record. Gene Ontology annotation, molecular function: protein binding. The transcript is spliced from 3 exons. The coding region runs from base 54 to 737 and encodes 227 amino acids. Lineage: Eukaryota; Viridiplantae; Streptophyta; Magnoliopsida; Asterales; Asteraceae.